UCACGCCGUACGCCCCGGCGAGGGCGUGCGGAGCUUGGCUGCUCCGGGGUUAGCCGCUGAGCCUGUGCGACUGCGCGAGAAGACGUUCAGCUUUGAAAUGCAGCGGGAUUUACUGCGUUUCCCGCUGUCUUCAGCGGUGCGGGUGAAGUUGGUGUCUGCGGGUUUCCAGACUGCUGAGGAACUCCUGGAGGUGAAACCCUCCGAGCUUAGCAAAGAAGUUGGGAUAUCUAAAGAGGAAGCCUUAGAAACUCUGCAAAUUAUAAGAAGAGAAUGUCUCACAAAUAAACGAAGAUAUGCUGGUACAUCUGAGUCAGGCAAGAAGUGUACAGCACUGGAACUUCUUGAGCAGGAGCAUAUCCAGGGCUCCAUAAUUACCUUCUGUUCAGCACUAGAUAAUAUUCUUGGGGGUGGAGUACCCUUAAUGAAAACAACAGAAAUUUGUGGUGCACCAGGCAUUGGAAAAACACAAUUAUGUGUGCAGUUGGCAGUAGAUGUGCAGAUACCGGAAUGUUUUGGAGGAGUGGCAGGUGAAGCAGUUUUUAUUGAUACAGAGGGAAGUUUUAUGGUUGAUAGAGUGGUAGACCUUGCUACUGCCUGCAUUCAACACCUUCAGCUUAUAGCAGAAAAACACAAGGGAGAGGAACAUCGAAAAGCUUUGGAGGAUUUCACUCUUGAAAAUAUUCUUUCCCAUAUUUAUUAUUUUCGCUGUCGUGACUACACGUUACUGGCACAAGUUUAUCUUCUUCCAGAUUUCCUUUCAGAACACUCACAGGUUCGGUUGGUGAUAGUGGAUGGUAUUGCUUUUCCAUUUCGUCAUGACCUAGAUGACCUGUCUCUUCGUACUCGGUUAUUAAAUGGCCUAGCCCAGCAAAUGAUCAGUCUUGCAAAUAAUCACAGAUUAGCUGUAAUUUUAACCAAUCAGAUGACAACCAAGAUUGAUAAAAAUCAGGCCUUGCUCAUUCCUGCUUUAGGGGAAAGUUGGGGACAUGCUGCUACAAUACGGCUAAUCUUUCAUUGGGACCUAAAGCAAAGGUUGGCAACAUUGUACAAGUCACCCAGCCAGAAGGAAUCCACAGUACUGUUUCAAAUCACACCUCAGGGAUUUAGAGAUACUGUUAUUACUUCUGCAUGUUCAUUGCAGACAGAAGAUUCCUUGAAUACAAAACGGUCACGAGAUGCAGAGGAAGAAUUGUAACCCAGAAGCAAAUCUCCAAGUAUAUAAAUUUACUGAUGUUGUGAAAUCAAUGUGUACAAGUAGAAUUGUUACUAUAAGAUGUAAAUAAACACUAUGGCAUGAAUGAA
Callithrix jacchus (white-tufted-ear marmoset) is the source of this 1302-nucleotide messenger RNA. Lineage: Eukaryota; Metazoa; Chordata; Mammalia; Primates; Cebidae. The record is from RefSeq and is a predicted model, not a curated record.